This is a messenger RNA of Cuscuta europaea, 455 nucleotides long. The record is from the annotation of a GenBank genome assembly. NCBI's taxonomy places the organism in Eukaryota, Viridiplantae, Streptophyta, Magnoliopsida, Solanales, Convolvulaceae.
AGGGCCAUAAGGAGUGGGUGACCUCCGUGGUGGCGGCCUCGGUGGAUGCUUGGGUAGAAGGCCCCGGAGUUGACUGGCUGACAGAUAGGGGCGACGCCUACUACCAGGGGGGUGAAUUCUUUACCCAGCAUCUGAUCUACCGGAGGCUCGCCAGGCACUUUGGCGUAUCCCUCGACCAAUUUGACCCCUCAGCAUACGGCCUCCCUCCAUUACAACCAGAUGUGAGAGUUCCCCUCCCCCCGGGCGAAGAGCGGCCGACGAUAUACGACUCUGUGAUGAUGGGGGGUGAUGGGGGCGGAGCCGUCGGAGGUGAUGCUGCUGGGGAAGAAGUCUCCUCCAAACCCGCCGUGGAAGAUGCCCCCGGAGAUAACGAUGCUGAAGUCGCAGAGAAGAUUUGUACUUAGUAAAUAUUUGAAACUUCUGUUGUAAUGAACACCAUUGAUCCUUCGGCUUCG